Messenger RNA from Mesocricetus auratus (golden hamster), 3843 nucleotides. It is a transcript of the gene Ccdc92b, whose product is annotated as coiled-coil domain containing 92B. The transcript is spliced from 4 exons. Bases 223 to 1014 code for a protein of 263 amino acids. The record is from RefSeq and is a predicted model, not a curated record. NCBI's taxonomy places the organism in Eukaryota, Metazoa, Chordata, Mammalia, Rodentia, Cricetidae.
CCCGCCCCGGGCCCCCCGCCUCUGCGCCCCGGAGCCCCCCGGAGCCCUGGCCCCCGCGCCCCACCGCUUAGCAGCAGCUGAUGGCGCCGCAACCGGGCCGUGCGCUGCGGAUCCCUGAGCGCAGCUAGCGCGGGGGAAGAGCUCUUUCCUAGACCCAGCGAGGCCCGGGCCCGGCCCGCCGGCUCCCUCGGGUCCGCAGGUGGGGCCCAGGACUGGGUUGCCAUGGAUACCGUGUCCCUAGAGCAUCAGAUCCAGAGCGUACAACGCCACAUCAGCUUCCUGAAAAAGGAGCAGAUGGCUCUGCUCCGAGACCUGCACCUGGAGAUCCUGAGGCUGCAGAAGCGCUGCUCAGAACUGACCCGUGACCUGGAAAUGAGAGAGGUUCAGUCUCACCAGCAAGAAGAGGUGUCCCGGGAGCUGGAGAACAAGUGCCGCGCACUAGAGUCUCAGUUGGAGGCACGAGCGGCUGCCAACGCGGAGCUGCGAAGGGAGGUGGCGCAGCGGGAGGCGCUGGUGUCUGCGCUGCGCUGCAGCCUGCGCUCAGAGGAGCGCCGCUUUCUGGAGGAGCUGCGGCGCCGCAGUCACCGCGCCACCGUGCUGGGCACCGAGCUGCAGAAGCACACCGAGGCGGCCGCCUACCUCUCCUGCCAGCUGCACGCCGCGCGCCAGAGACUGCAGGCCCCGCGCCCCGGCGCCGCUGCCGCCGAGCCCCGGCCCCGCCGACGCGCACAACGGGCCCGCCGCCCUCCUGAGGCGGUUGCCAAGGGGCCGGGCCGGGACUGGGCGACCUGGGACGACGCCGAUCCCAUGCCGGACCCCGCGCUCUUCCUAUACCCACGGAGGCCGCCGCGACUCAGCGCUCGCGGUCCGCGCCCUCUGCCACGCCAGGAGCUGCUGGACCAAGAUGCCCCGCACCCCAUGUCACACCAGGAGUCCCCGGACCAAUGCGGCACGCAUCCUGAGCCCACUGAUUGCUCGGAUGCCAUGCCCAGCGCCCUAGGGGAUUCUGAGUAGGCGCAGGGCAGGCAGUGGCGACUGAGAAGGCAGGCCCGGCUGGGCGGGAUCAGGGAUGGGGCGGGAUCCAGCAGGCAGAUCCGCCCCAACUCCGCCACCCACUAGAGCUGCCCCCGCUUGUGUGUUUCCCCAGAUGAGCUACCCGCUCCGGAGCGCACUUUUUUUGUGGUAGACUGGCAGUAAUAGCCCUAAUCCGGGUCCCACCCAGCCCCUGGCAGGGGGAGGAGCGGGGUCUUGUCUCCCUGGAAAGCUGACAAUCCCUUGUAGGACCUACAGGAAGGAACACGGUGGCACUUGGCACCGCUAGGCCUGCAAGCUCCCCUUUCCUGCUUUCUCACCCCCAGCCUUGUGUUCGGGAGAGGCAAGUUUAGGAGCUAGCUCGUGUACUCGGAAGUAGCUACUCCCCACCCCACCCCACUGAUAAGUCCUUGAAGGUGAGCAGGAACACUUUACAAUCUGUUUUAGAAAUCACGUCCCCUCAGAGCCUCUGGGUUCCUGGUAGCAGUAAGCAUAGACCCUUGGAGCGGGUUGUGGAAGAGGAACUGCUUGGGUCUUCCCAGGUCUGCCAUGUAGGGGUGCAGGAGAUAGGCAAGCUGGGGCUCAAAUUUUGGCAAGGGCUGAAGGGUCUUUCGCCUUCAGUUCUUGGGGCCGCCUCAGAGACUUCCCAGUCCUGUUAUAGGUGCUAAUCUUGCCCAGCUUUCCAAGCAGCUGGCUGCACCCAGAAGCAGGAAGGAGGGCCUGGCCUCUUGGAAGUGGCAGCUAUCCAUAGAAAUUUGAUUUGCUGGGGAGGAACGUGGAUACCGGUUAGUCCUCGGCGGUGCCCACCCCUGGAAAGGCCCUUAAGCCCAUAGAACCUGCUGGUGGUAGGUUGGUCCUAUGCUCUCCCUCUUAGUUGGGAAUGGCAAACAGAGAACAGAAUGUUGGCACUUCCCUUUCUUCCCAGUUCCCCUUACUACCAAAGGCAGGAAGAAGCUUCAAUCCAGUCCAUCAUAGGCCCCAUACCAGAGCCCCGCUCCGUCACUCUUGAUCUAACCUGCACUGAGUCUUAAGUGCCUGAGAGGUCUUCCCUGGGGUUGCUGAGCGGGGAUGCAGAGGGGAUUCCUCACUUCACUUGGACACCGGGCCCUGGCAGGUCCUUCCUAGCCCUGACUAAGGUAUACCACAUUGUGUGUGUCACCCAAGGUCUUGAGGUGAGCAGAGUCAGCCUUUGUAGUUCACAAACUUCUCCAGUCAUGACCACCAGACAGAAAAAGAACUUUCGGUUCAUACCACCCACUCUAAGAGGAAGCAGGAAUCUCACAGGAAGCAGAAGGCAGUGAGCAGUGAGCACAUUCCAACCCCAUUCUACACACAGACCCCUCCCUGCUCUCUCCUUUCUAAUGGACAGCUAAGGCCACUGAGCAAUGACCAGGGCUGAGCUCUCUAAUUCCUGGGUUGGAUGGCAGAAGUAGAAUCCCUACUAGGCCCCAACUGCUACCCUUCACUCCAGGGGCAGUACCUGUACCAUUUAUCUCCAUUUUGUGUGACUCACUGCCCUAUCCUGCCACACUCCCCACCUGGAACCUGCCUGUGUGAGUACUCACUCUACUCCCUUGAAGGUACCCAAAGGCCACUGGGAGGGGAAAGGCCUCUUUCUCUAGGAGCCUAUGCAGAUCUACAUCUCUUAUAACCAUACUUUUGGGGUGAACAGGGUGACUGUUGAUUUUUCUAGAGAGAGUCCUUUCUAAUCCCAUUCAUGCACUAAAAGCCAUAGCUACCCUGACUAGCUUCCCUUUAAACUAUAGCAAUAGCCCUCUUCUUUUCCCUUCUGGGCACCCAGGAUGUUCAGCUUUCUCCAUCACACCCCAUCCCCAGGGAUCCGAUAGUAACCCGCCUAUCUUUCCUUCCAAAUCCUGUUCCUUUUCCAACAGCCAGAGAUAAUGAUACUUGUUUGUGGGGUGCUUGAAGAUCUCCCAGGUGAAAGGGUCUAAGGGCAUCUGACUCCUACUCGAGAUCUUGGGGUGGGGGAAGGAAACAAUGCAGCUCUUCAGGAGUGAGGGAAUGAUGAGAGGGCCUAGGCAGAUACAGGAUUCUCCUUUCCUCUUCCUCUUCUGGAGAUAAUAGAAAGCUCCCUUCAGGACAGGCAAGGACUCCCUCAGCCUUCCCAGUCCGGGACAAGCCAUGCCCUUUGUUCCAGUCCUUCCUGGACCUGGCUACAGGAAUCCACCUGGUCAAAGGAAAAGUACCAGUGUGGGUCCAGGAAUGGCCCGGUGGUAAGAAAGGGAAAGACCAUUUCAUUCCUCUUUGCUGUAUACAUCCUCAUUGAGAGACUGAAAUGGUUCUUACAGACACUCAUAAGAGUAGGGCUCCUGCCACAGUGUAAGAAUAGACAGACCCAGAAGGGAAGACUGCAUUGCAGUCCUACAUUCUAGAAGUCAUACAGGAAUGAGUGAGCAAUUCAGUAUGGGGCUCUGAACCCUUUGUUCCUGUGUCCUUGCCAAGGCAACCUGUUCUUUGGGGACCAGUUGUGGCCCAAGAUGGGGUAGCUCAUCCUUAUGCAAGCAGCAGGAUAGAGUUGUUCUGGAUGGAGAUGGAAGGGAAGGAGAGCAGAGGGUAUGGAGCAUCUUCUCAUUUAGGGGGCCAGGCGUCUCCUAAGCACCCUUUCAUAGUGAUGUACCAGCCUCGAAUGGGAUACGUGCAGGGCAAAUGGAUCCUGCUCCAAAUUCUCUGUUGGCUGCGCUUUUUAAUCCAAUGCUUUUCUGAGUGUAUUCACUCACCUACAGAAAUAGAGCCCUGUGCUUUAGGGGUGACUAUCAUAUGCCUUAUUCUUAAUAAAACGUUUGGAAAACA